This is a messenger RNA of Vespa mandarinia (Asian giant hornet), 1888 nucleotides long. RefSeq lists its product as uncharacterized. The record is from RefSeq and is a predicted model, not a curated record. Gene Ontology annotation, biological process: sensory perception of smell; detection of chemical stimulus involved in sensory perception of smell. Gene Ontology annotation, cellular component: plasma membrane. Lineage: Eukaryota; Metazoa; Arthropoda; Insecta; Hymenoptera; Vespidae. Gene Ontology annotation, molecular function: olfactory receptor activity; odorant binding.
UUAUUUUAUAUAGAAUAUAAAAGUUAUGUGCCUUCUCGUAAUAAUUGAACCAAAGUAUAUUAUAAUUAUUUUUAUAUACUUACAAAAAAUUAAAAAAAAUGUUGACAUAAAAUCCAUUUAAGGAAUUUCAUUAUCGGAAUAUGCUGUAGUUUUUAAGUAAAAUUUAGAAAUACUUUCAAUGUAGGUUGAAAUCAUUUUAUUCGUUCAAUCUCCAUAUAAGUUGGUAAGAUAAUAGAUUUGUUCGAACUGAGAUCGUAUUACAGACCAACGUAUAUGGUAAAUUGGAUCCUCCUAGAGUUUCUUUAUUUAAAAUAGAUAUGAACAGCGAUUUGCAAAGAUUUUCUUAACUACUAAAUGUUUCUAUAUCGAUCGUAUACAUAUACAUUUAGCGUACGGAUACGAAACGUUACGUAUAUGUACGCUAUCAUACUUAUCAAAUGAAAAUUUAUGAAAUCACGAAUAGUCGUUACGUUACUUUCGACUGUAUCUUUACCGUAUCGUUAGACAUUGAUUUCAGAGAAAUUGCUACUGUUUGUGUAUAACGAUGACAAAACUGGAAAUAUAUCGAGCUUAUGCUCGUUUUGUAAAACGCAUGCUUCUACUUGGAGGAAUAUAUCCUAUGAUCGAAAGUUCUAUUCUCUAUCGACAGUUGCCCGUUUUAACGUUAUUAACUAGUUUUAUUAUGUUUUUUGGUGUAGUGAGAUUUUGUUUAUAUAAUAUUAACAAUUUGAGUGUUUUUACAAAAAGCUUAAGUUUGGUUGGUAGUUUCUCUUUGAUGAUUGUUAAGGCAUUUAUGUUCAUCAUAUAUCGAAAACAAUUCUAUGAACUACAUAGUACGCUCGAAUUAAUGUACAAUGAAGUACUUGAAAAUUCGAUAUUUAGACCCAUCGUUCUAUCGACGAUGAAUUUAUUCCGAUAUCCAGCAUAUAUGGUAUAUUAUUUAAUAUUGGGCACUAUGAGCUUGUAUAUUUUUGCACCAAUUAUAAUAAUUGGAUACGAAGGAAUCAAAGGUGUAGAACCGAAACAUUAUAGUCUUCCAUUUCUUACAAAUUUUCCAUGGAUUGAUGGAACACCCGGAUUAAUUUAUCAAAUACAGUUUUUGUUUGAGACACAAUGCGUUUGGUUUAUUAUAUUUGUUACGGGCGGUGUUGAUUCAUCUUAUGGAUUUUAUUUAUUUCAAAUGAUUGGCCUGUUACGUGCUAUGUCCUUCGAAUGUGAAAACACUUUUAAAUCUUCUAGCGAACUUAAGACUACUUUAUAUAAUUGCAUCAAGAAGCAAAUACGAUUAUUACGUUGUCGCGAUAUUAUCCAACAAAUUUAUGGACCCAUUGUGCUUGACUUAAUGUUGACUAACGCUAUCGUUUUGUGUGCCCUAAUAUUUCAAGCGCUUCAGACAGAAAUGACUAUAGGUAAAAUGCUUAUAUUUGUGAUUUAUGGAUUAUUGAAAACUAUUCAAGCGUUUAUGUAUUCCUGGUAUGGAAGUAUUAUUGCUUCAGAAAGUGAAGCAUUUCAACGAAGUGUAUAUUGCAGCAAAUGGUACGAAUACAGCGAAAAUACAAUGCUUAUGAAAGAUGUUUUGGUAAUAUUAACGCAAAAACCGAUUGUACUCAUAUCAUGUCAUUUUUCACAUAUUUCAUUGAAUAUCUUUAUUAAGAUCAUUAAUACAUCAAUGUCUUAUUAUUUCUUAUUGCAAACAUUUGACGAACGUAAUACAAUGAAUCAAGACAUAGUUAGUUCUUAAACUUUUUUCUUGAAUCAAGAGCAAGUUUGGCUUGAAAUCAAAUGAGUAGUGAAUUCAUCAACUUCUUAUUUAAUGUCGUGCAAAUAGUUUGAAAGUAUUUAGAUAAAAUUUAAGAUAUUGUUAUAAUAUAAGUAUGUAUAUGUUUAU